AUAUAUAUAUAUUUGUAAAAUCUCAACUAAUUUCUAGAUUUAACACAGGAUUUGUUAGUAAUGACGGAAGGUGAUGAUAUACCUCGAACUGAAUUCAACAGAUAUGGUUGUUUGCUGGUUGGAUGUUCAUUUAUGCUUAGAUUGAUCAGCACGGGGAUGUCCCAAUCAAUCGGGCUGAUCAUACGGGAACUGAUAGAGGAAUUCCAGGUGGGCAAAAGCGAGGCCAAUGGAAUAGGCUCUUUUAAUACAGGACUGAUGCUACUGUCAGGUCCAUUGGCGGGUUUGGUAGAACACAAGCUGGGAAUUCGUGUGACCGUGAUACUGGGUUCCCUCAUAGCGUCUGUCGGACUGGCCUGUUGUAUGUUUGUCCCGUCUUUCCACGUCUUGUAUGUCACAUACGGAGUUAUAACUGGUUUCGGGUUUUCGCUAUUGUCCCUAUCGUCCAUGGUACCCAUCAAUAUAUACUUCCAUGAGAGACGGACAUUAGCGAACGGUCUUUCCAACAUUGGCGGAGGGGUAGGCACCAGUGUAUUUCCGUUUGUCAUAGCCUGGUUAAUGGAAGAGUAUGGAUGGCGAGGCCUCUAUCUCAUCCUGUCUGGAGUGUCGCUCCAGGGGGUCAUUGUCGGCCUUCUUCUGAAAGGAAAUUACCGUAAUCCAAUAAAAAAUGCACAUUUAAAUAAGAAUGGCGGAGAGGGAGAGAGACAGGAUGAGCAAAGUAUAUUACAAAAGAUUAAGGCGUUGUAUACUAACAAGUACUUCGUCCUUUACGGGGUACUGUCCUUCUGUGUUGAUAUGGUCAUCCUCGUACCCUUCUUCAUGAUUCCUAUAAUAGCGGCCGCUAUUGGACUGUCGUCAAGGCAACAAGCAAUGAUCAUAACAGCCGCCGGAAUAGCAAGCAUCUUCCUACGACCGGCAAUAGGAAUAGUUGUAGAUCGAAUAAAGGCAUACACAGUCACCGUGAUGGGCAUUUCCGCAAUAAUUCUGGGCGUAUCCACAUUGGGACUGCUUUACCUACAGAACUAUGCUGCCUAUAUCGUAUACGGCUGUAUAUUGGGGACGACUCACGGAACCUACCUUCUUCUUAAACCCAUAGUUCUUGUUGACAUAGUUGGAAAAGAAUCAUACGCGUUAGGACUGGGUUUUUUCAGGUUAUUCUCUGGAACAGCCGUCAUCACUGGACCUCCAAUAGCAGGUUGGAUAAUGGAUAUCCGUGGACAUUUUGACUGGCUGUGUUACUAUGGAUUAGCUGUGUUUACGUUUGGAGGAUGCCUCCUCAUCAUAUUCAACUUUUUCCUCAGAAGACGACAUAUUGAACAAGAGGAAACUGACUAUAUUGUUGUGUCUCAGGUGGACAUAGCAGACAACCCUGCAAACACAGAUAUAUCAUUUACCACAGAAAAAACAUCACUCAAAUCUGAAAAACAAGCGAACACACCAUGAUGAGAGUUAGGUUGGAUACAAAAUUAUGUAUGUUAGUUUACACUUUACUUUUCAUUUCUUUAUUGUUGCCACAUAGUUGAUAUCGAGAAAACCAAUUAAAUUUUGAAAUUAA
This is a messenger RNA of Pecten maximus, 1552 nucleotides long. Its product is annotated as monocarboxylate transporter 14-like. NCBI's taxonomy places the organism in Eukaryota, Metazoa, Mollusca, Bivalvia, Pectinida, Pectinidae. The coding region runs from base 61 to 1440 and encodes 459 amino acids. Gene Ontology annotation, biological process: transmembrane transport; monocarboxylic acid transport. The record is from RefSeq and is a predicted model, not a curated record. The transcript is spliced from 7 exons. Gene Ontology annotation, molecular function: monocarboxylic acid transmembrane transporter activity.